GGGGACAGGGACACGAGCAGCAGCGGCAGGUCUGACUCCUGUGGAGAGGAGGUGGCAGGUAGCAUGAUCCCAGAGGAGAUUCAGCGGCUCCUUGAAGAUGCUGAAGGUUACUUGGUGGAUGGACUGCAGAAUGAAAACUUGAGUGCUAAAGCAAGGGAGCAGAGGGAUGCAAUUCUCUUCGACUUCCAGCAAGUCAAAGCCAGGUAUCACUUGGAAUUUCUGCCUCGAGGAGAGGAUCUGCAUGAUGCUUGCUUUGGACGGGACAGUUCAGAUGAAAAUCAGAGCUGGAGUUUGGCCCCUUCCAUGACCUCUGACGUUUCACUUCCAUCAGACUUCCAGGACGAUGGGUUGGAGGAAACCGUACCGAGACCUUUUCAAGACGCAGGGAACAUUCUGAAGCAAGGAUAUUUGGAGAAGAGGUCCAGAGACCACGGCUUUUUUGGGUCAGAGUGGCAGAAGCGGUGGUGUGUCCUCAACAGAAGGACCUUUUACUACUACGCAAAUGAGAAAAGCAAACAACCUAAAGGCACCUUUUCCAUUGAGCACUAUAGUGCCCGGCUGGCUUCCCACCUCCGCAAAGACUCUCGAAGAAAAUGCUGUUUCGAGUUAAUCUGCCCUGGCAAACGCACCUACGAGUUCACAGCCCCAACUCCAGCAGAGGCUGAAGACUGGGUGGACCAGAUCCAGUUCCUCCUGAAGGACCUGACCUCCCUCACUAUCCCAUAUGAUGAAGAGGAUGAGGAGGAGCUCUACAAUGAUGUGGACAGUUCUGACUCUCUGAAUACAGCAUCCCACAACACUACCAUGAAUCAGGACGAGCCGGAUGAUGGGAUGGGAGAGGAUGACAUCUACGAGGUUUUGCCAGAGGAGGAGCUGGACCCCCCCUUCGCAGAGGACACCGAGGAGGCCAGAAGCGGACAGAGAAAUGGAAACCCCCCGAGGGACCUUGCCGGUUACUACCAGGGCCUGUGGGACUGCAGCAGCGAGCACCCCGACGAGCUCUCCUUCCGCCGCGGCGACCUCAUCUACGUCCUCAGCAAGGAGUACAACGUGUACGGCUGGUGGGUCGGAGAGCUCAACAACGUGGUGGGCAUCGUCCCCAAGGACUACCUGGUGGCUGCCUACGACCUGGAGGAGCGAUGAGCGCCCGGCCGCGACGCCCCGGGUGCUUCCCUCUCUCCCUGCUCCCUGGCUGUGCCGAGACGCCGUACCGACCUUGCCCACCGUCAGCCCCGUCCUGCCCCUCCUGCGGGAACCCGCUGCGCGAAGACACCCGUGUCCCGUCACCCGGCCGCUGCCGCGGAGCGAGCCCUGGCCCGCGCCGAGGUACCAGCCGCGACAGCUCCCGGCCGCCCGCGAAGGGCUGCGCUUCGGCCUCAUCCUGCCCAGGCUCUGCACGGCUGGGCCGGCUGACGGUGACCCACGGAGCGGCUGGCCGUCCGCCGGGGCAGUGGCGAGGGACGGAGAGGGCUGGCGGCCCGGAAUAAAGCUGGUUUCCUUUCCACCCCCUGCCUCGAGUCGCUUGCGGGUUUGGAGCCGGAGCUGGGCAUCGGGUGCUGGGUGCCGACACCCUGCCGGGGGCUCGCGGCCCCUCGCCCCCAGCCCGAGCUCCGCGCGUCAGGAGACCCGUCUGCUCCAGGCCUGCCAAAGCCAGGAUCCGGGAUUAAAUCAGCGCAUCCCGCUCGUGCCGCACUUGGCUGAAGGGCCGCUAGAUGGUGCGAGUAGCUUGGCCCCGGCUCUGCUCGGCUCCCUCCACCCACGCAGCGAGGACACACACCGCCAGCACCACUACGUCUCUUCUACUUCAUUUUUAUUUCAAGUGGGAGCACGUCAGCUCUGCCCUCGCCAGUGCUCAGGGCAGCAGGAGAAAGUGCAGGAGAGCACAGGGAGCAGCGUCAAGAGCGACCGGAGCCCAGGCACCGCCGGACACCGACUCCAGGGAAGCUACAUGCUCCUUCUUUCCUAGCAAAGGAACUACAUACUGGCUGUGUGCCCCCCCGUUCCCUUGCUGUCACCCCAGGUUCCCAGCUGUGCACGACCACCAGUGCGUGAGGAAGGACGGUUGCUCUCCUGCAGGAGCCCAUCUGGAAGUGGUUUCCCCUCAAUGGGGCCGGAGGAGAGAAACUG
This is a messenger RNA of Dromaius novaehollandiae (emu), 2127 nucleotides long. It is a transcript of the gene SKAP1, whose product is annotated as src kinase associated phosphoprotein 1. Gene Ontology annotation, cellular component: cytoplasm; plasma membrane. Bases 64 to 1143 code for a protein of 359 amino acids. NCBI's taxonomy places the organism in Eukaryota, Metazoa, Chordata, Aves, Casuariiformes, Dromaiidae. Gene Ontology annotation, molecular function: protein binding. The transcript is spliced from 14 exons. The record is from RefSeq and is a predicted model, not a curated record.